GGGACCAACCCAUCCCUGAGGAAUGAGAUGAAGAUUCUUCAUGUAGAGGAACAUGGAGUGUCUUUAGAGGAAGUGCAUGAGGUCACCAGAUUCCAUGCUAAGAUUCUCCAUCCCAAGUUCUCAGCUAUCGCUCUAAUUCUGAGAUUACUGUCUUGGAACAUAGAUGUCCACUGUGAGCUGAUGCUCUAUCUGACAGUGAUGAAGGAAACAUUAAUUCCACGCCUAUACCUGUUCCCCAGUAACCCCGGCCAAGUACAGGCUGUGGAACAACAGGAAUCAAAGUUUCAAGGGUCUAAAAGGUUUCCCAUCACAAGACCAGAGCAGUCCUUCAAACUGAAGAGUUCCUUCAGACUGAACAUUCCCUGUUCUACCGCCAUCAAUCCACCGGUACAGUUUCAGUAGACUAAGAACAUGAAUC
Messenger RNA from Salvelinus sp. IW2-2015, 418 nucleotides. NCBI's taxonomy places the organism in Eukaryota, Metazoa, Chordata, Actinopteri, Salmoniformes, Salmonidae. The record is from RefSeq and is a predicted model, not a curated record.